Molecule: messenger RNA, 942 nt
Organism: Grammomys surdaster
Lineage: Eukaryota; Metazoa; Chordata; Mammalia; Rodentia; Muridae
Product: T-kininogen 1-like
Exons: 5
Coding region: 181-927 (248 amino acids)
Biological process (GO): positive regulation of cytosolic calcium ion concentration; negative regulation of endopeptidase activity; negative regulation of blood coagulation
Cellular component (GO): blood microparticle; extracellular region
Molecular function (GO): cysteine-type endopeptidase inhibitor activity
Source: RefSeq, a predicted model, not a curated record
UUCUCUGGGAAGAGGACACACACGAGGUGACUGCAGUAAUCCAAAUAGGGACUGAAGUGGUGAGGCAGUGAAAGCAGAGGCAGGAGAGGUCAGAAACUGGAGGCUGCUAAAAGCAGCUUCUGAGUUGCUUUCCUGUAGUUGGCAAAACAGUCCCUCCAAUUCUCUCGGGAACCUUAAAUCAUGAGGCUAAUUACUAUCCUGCUCCUCUGCUCCAGGCUCCUGCCAUGUUUAGCACAGGAAGAAGAUGCCCAGGAAAUUGACUGCAAUGAUGAGACUGUAUUUCAGGCUGUGGAUACUGCUCUGAGGAAGUAUAAUGCUGGGUUACAAAGCGGCAACCAGUUUGUGUUGUACCGAGUGACCGAGGGCACUAAAACGGAUGGCUCUGAAACAUUUUAUUCCUUCAAGUAUCAAAUCAAGGAGGGCAACUGCUCUGUUCAGAGUGGCGUCACCUGGCAGGACUGCGACUUGAAGAACGCUGAGGAAGCCGCCACUGGAGAAUGCACAGCAACUGUAGGAAAGAGAGAAAAUCAAUUCUCCAUAACCAACCAGACCUGCAAGAUUACUCCAGGUAAGGGCCCCAUGGUAACAGAUGAAUUCCCCUGUCUGGGUUGUGUGCACCCCAUAUCGACAGAUAGCCCAGACCUGGAGCCUGUUCUGAAACAUGCCAUCGAACAUUUCAACAACAACACAGAUCAUAGCCACCUCUUUGCUCUCAGAGAAGUAAAAAGUGCCAACAGUCAGGUGGUGGCUGGCUUCAAUUUUGACAUCAUCUAUUCAAUUGUGCAAACAAAUUGUUCAAAGGAAGAUUUUCCUUCCCUCCUUGGAGACUGUGUGUCCCUUCCUAACGGUGUAAGUAGCAGACAUUUAAUGAUAGUAUUUCACAUUUUGCUGACAGCAUUUCCAGGACUGUCAAGCUCUGUGACUUGACACCAAGAUGUCAUU